Messenger RNA from Guyanagaster necrorhizus, 1092 nucleotides. RefSeq names its product aromatic compound dioxygenase. The record is from RefSeq and is a predicted model, not a curated record. The transcript has 6 exons. Gene Ontology annotation, molecular function: oxidoreductase activity, acting on single donors with incorporation of molecular oxygen, incorporation of two atoms of oxygen; iron ion binding. NCBI's taxonomy places the organism in Eukaryota, Fungi, Basidiomycota, Agaricomycetes, Agaricales, Physalacriaceae. Bases 1 to 1092 code for a protein of 363 amino acids.
AUGGUCAACUUUUCUGCUCUUGCAUCUGCGGUUCUGCUCUCUGUAACGGCAGCUACUGCCCACCCUACUAGUGCUCCUCUGAGCCAGGGUGAGCUCGCGCGUCGCGCCGACUUUCAGAACUUCGCGCGCCGCUCCCUCAACGCUUGCCGGGAUGUUCUCAAGAGUCGUGGACACCUCGAGAGGUCUGCUGCUCGUCGCAGGGCGCUCGCGGAUGACAUUCGCCGCAAGAGAGGUCUUCCUACGAGUCGUAACUACAAGCGCCUCGACUUGGACGACGUCUUGGACACUGACCACCAAUCGAACGCGACUGGUCUGACGGCUGAUUCUGACCCCUUCGACGGAACCGGGUCUUGCACGCUCGUCUCUGAGACCACUCAAGGCCCGUACUACGUCGACGGAGAGUACGUCCGUUCGGACAUCACCGAAAGCCAAGAAGGCAUAUACACCUAUGUCGAUGUCGAGCUCAUCGACUACACCACUUGCGAGCCCGUCGCUGAUGUCUACAUCGACUUUUGGCACUGUAACGCGACGGGUGUCUACUCUGGUGUUAUCGCCGGCGGUAACGGUAAUGAAGCGGACGAGACCAACUUGGCAAGCUUGGACAAGACUUUCCUUCGCGGCAUCCAGCCGACCAACUCUGACGGUUAUGCCCAGUUUGAAACUAUUUUCCCAGGCCAUUACACAUCUCGGGCAAAUCAUAUCCAUGUCAUCGCGCACGACGAUGGAACCAUUUUUGAUAAUGGUACUUUCAAGUCGGACAGCGAUCGCCACGUCGGCCAACUCUUCUUCGACCAGAGUUUAAUCACCAUCGUCGAGGCGACGUCACCCUAUACCGCUAACACACAGCAGCUCACUCUGAACGAGAACGACUCGAUUUUGGCGGGAGAGGUCGAGGGCACGAACGGCGUUGACCCUGUUCUCGAGUACGUCUACCUCGGUGAUGAUAUCUCUGAUGGUCUUUUGGCCUGGGGAUCUAUGGGUAUCGACGUCUCAGCGAGCUAUUCAGUUUCUUCGGCAGCUACCCUUACCGAAGAUGGUGGUGUUGAGAAUAGCUCUAGUGGUGGUGGAGGUGGAGGUGCACCUCCCUCUUAG